Molecule: messenger RNA, 384 nt
Organism: Symbiodinium necroappetens
Lineage: Eukaryota; Dinophyceae; Suessiales; Symbiodiniaceae
Source: the annotation of a GenBank genome assembly
GAUGAUACACCACAGCGGUUGUGCUGUGUGGAAAUGGCCUGCAGACUCCAGCGUGACUGGGACGACAGCUGCCUUCAUGGUCAUGUCAUGACGUUGCGCCGUACCAGAACACGACUCCGGGAGUACAGCGGCUUCUCCGGGCUUGAUAGCCAAGUCGUGCUAGCAAUCAUUCAUGCUGCGCACGAGCUUGCGCUGCCUGGCCUGGACAAAAUGCAGCUGCGGCAGAAAAUAGUUAUGGCCGCGCGAUGGCGGUUUCUGUCCACGGCACUUCGCGUGGGCUGGAUUUUGGUGACUUGUGCCAGUGCUGUUGGCUGGCUCUGCUGGAAGACCAGGAACGCGACACACCUUCUCGGAAGUUAUCUUCUGGCAGCAACAGUGCGAUAA